Messenger RNA from Cololabis saira (Pacific saury), 2170 nucleotides. RefSeq names its product LSM1, U6 small nuclear RNA associated (gene lsm1). The transcript is spliced from 4 exons. The record is from RefSeq and is a predicted model, not a curated record. Gene Ontology annotation, cellular component: Lsm1-7-Pat1 complex; P-body. Gene Ontology annotation, molecular function: RNA cap binding. NCBI's taxonomy places the organism in Eukaryota, Metazoa, Chordata, Actinopteri, Beloniformes, Belonidae. Gene Ontology annotation, biological process: deadenylation-dependent decapping of nuclear-transcribed mRNA. The coding region runs from base 208 to 609 and encodes 133 amino acids.
CACACAGGUAUCCUUAAGUUAUUUGUUUUAAAAAAAAUUCAGACGUUUGAUACAAUUGCAGUCCACUACGAGUUAAACGUUUACAGGAAGUUUGUCCGAGCACGUAUAAAGGAGCUUCCUGUGUUGCUCUUAAAAGAAACACAUUUUGAAACAUUCAUGGCUUGACGCUACAAAAAGGUGCUAAAAGUGAAGAAACUGCAUCCCAAGAUGAACUACGUACCAGGCACGGCCAGCCUCAUUGACGACAUCGACAAAAAGCACCUCGUUCUGCUCAGAGAUGGCAGGACACUCAUUGGUUUCCUCAGAAGCAUCGAUCAAUUUGCCAAUUUAGUCUUUCACCAGACAGUCGAGCGCAUCCACGUGGGGAAGAAGUUUGGUGACAUUCCCAGAGGAAUAUUCAUCGUCAGGGGAGAAAACGUGGUUCUGCUUGGAGAAAUAGAUGUGGAUAAACCCUGCGACACGGUCCUGCAGCAGGUCUCCAUCGAAGAGAUUCUGGAGGAGCAGCGGUUACAGCAGCAAGCCAAACAAGAGACGGAGAAAGUCAAAAUGCAGGUCUUGAAAGACCGAGGCCUUUCCAUACCCAAAGCUGAUAAUUUGGACGAGUACUAACACGCCGCUUCCCUGAGGUUCCUCCUAAGUUUGUGUCGGACUGAUUUUUAUGUUAAAUUUGAGGGUGUCGUCUCUUUUGUCAUUACCAGAGCACAUCAUCUUAAAUUCUAUCUACUGUAGUAUUCUCUGUUUAUUUGAAUCAUAUGUUACGAGAGGAGAGAUGAUAGAAGCUGCUCUUGGUUUCACUAGUUCCUGGCACAGAAGUGCGGAAAAAAACUUUGUUUAUAAAAGUUUACUGUGUCGACAACAGGGCAAUCAUUUAACGGCAGCACUUUUGUAAUCUGUAAGUAAUUUUUAUUUGAAGAGAUAUGAGUGUGCUGUUGACGAACACUUUUCUCAAUUAAAAUUCUUUAAUUUGUCAUUAUGGAAAGCUGGCUUGGAAAAAUAGGUUAUUCCAACAUCAAACACUGCUUCUGUUUUUCUUUAAGUCUUUUAUUAUGAAAAUGUACAGCUUUUGAGCAGCAGGGGCGGAACAGACAAGGUCCUCAUGGUCCUGUGUGAUGGUGACUUCACAAGUGUGACAUUAACCCCAUGUUGCCUCUUGUAGUGGGACAGCAUAGGUAAGACUCCACACUUUAUUAUUCUAAAGCUCGUAUAUACCAACAAAUUAUAUUAAUAUGGGGAACUGAUCAGAAAGUCUCAUAUCCUGUUGUACAGAUGGCUGUGUUAUCCAGGUAAACUGAACCUGGCCUUUGUCAACAAGCUUAAUUGUUUGGAUGGUUAGACUGGCGAUAUAAAAGAGCCUCUGUGGAGGAAAUUUGCAAUGUAUGGACUCAAAUGGGUCAUGCUCCCCAACAUCAAGUUCGUAAAAACUCUUAGUGCUGCUCCCAUAUUGAUGAAGAACAUGGGUCAACUGGAUGCACAGAGAUUGCAUUUUUUGUAGAAAAGAUAACACUUGUUUUUGGCUCCAGAAACGCAUCGUGAUUAGUUGACAUUCAGUUGGCAGUGUUUUUUUAGUUUACAGUAGGCAAAGCAGAUCCUGCUCUGAAGCGUUAGACUGUAGGCAGGGUGUUCUUUAAAAUACUAAUGAAAGUGUGUGUGGUUUUUAAGGAGGCUCUGUGCCUUCUCCAAGCGCUCAGCCUGCUCCAGCUGGAUGGCUCCAGCAGUCCCAUCAGACUACCUGCUGCUCUCUAUCAACUCUGCAAAUUUAAUUCCAAAUAAAGCAUUUGGAUGCAUGUUUAUCAACACCUCAGAAUAUAAGACAAGCUAUUUGCCAGUCAAUUACAUGACACUAACAAAAACUAAUCAACCAAAGUUACAUUUUGAACAUCUACUUUUAUUUAUAGCAAAAUGGAUGUUGUUCCUCAAAGAUAUUUGACUAAUCAGAUCUUAUGGCUCAGUCUCUAGCUGUACCCUCUUUUCCAACUAUUGUAACUUCAUGGCAUCCAGGUCUGUUGAAAAUGUUUCUUUUUUUGUGUGUGUCGCUCUGAAUAUUCCAGACCUCUGGUGCUCAUAUCACCUCUCCAGAUGAGUGUUGCACCUUUCUUCUGCUAAUGCCAUAGUCUUGGUGUGUUGCAGCCACAAUCGCAAAAAUCUCUCCUGCAACAAAAAGCUGUUAAGA